AUGAAGCACAACGGCACGGAUGUUGUAAUCAGCCGCACGAUCAAAUACCUGUUCGCUUUCUCGUGCCAGUACGACUUCUUCGCCUUCCCCUUCGACACUCAGACGUGCGACAUGGAGUUACACCUUCAGCCUUUCCAGGGUUGCCAGCCGGAGUGGAACACCACGAGCGGAGGCAUACGCGUCUACGGAAACAAGUCGACGAUCUCGAUUUACUCCGUGUCGGAACUGCGAUACACCUUCGAUCACAAGAACCGGAACGUGCUGACGCUCAAACUCCUCUUCGUCAGGAGAUUCGAGGCCUUCCUGCUGACCACGUUCCUUCCGUGUAUCAUCCUGUGCGCUCUCUCGCAGCUCACGCUCACGCACUUCAGCAUCGAUGACUUCACCGACAGAAUCACCGUCACGCUCUCGCUGCUCAUCGUCAUCGCCUCGCUCUUCUCGCAGAUGUCGUCCAGCGUGCCCAGCUCCCCGGUGCCCAAGUGCGUCGACUUCUUCUUCUUCUACUGCAUCCUGAGGGUCAGCAUCGUCUUCUUCAUGCACAGCUCCAUCGGCAGGAGCAUGGCGUCGGGAGACAGGCAGGAGGACGUGAUGGUAGCCAACAGAGGACCCACGAACACGCUGAAGGUGGCGUGGCCGGAGAAAUCCCAAGGACUUAAGCAACCCUUGAGUACCUGCCGCUCGAGGGCCAUCAACGCCGCCGGGAUCUGCGUGACCUUGCUCCUCGAUGUCAUCGUGACCUUCGUCUUCGUCGUGUGGAUCAUAAGGGAUCACUAUCAAAGCCACAACCAGUUCGCCAAAUAUAAUCGUACCGAGUGA
Penaeus chinensis is the source of this 816-nucleotide messenger RNA. RefSeq names its product gamma-aminobutyric acid receptor subunit pi-like. Gene Ontology annotation, biological process: monoatomic ion transmembrane transport; chemical synaptic transmission; nervous system process. The transcript has a single exon. Bases 1 to 816 code for a protein of 271 amino acids. NCBI's taxonomy places the organism in Eukaryota, Metazoa, Arthropoda, Malacostraca, Decapoda, Penaeidae. Gene Ontology annotation, cellular component: synapse; neuron projection; membrane. The record is from RefSeq and is a predicted model, not a curated record. Gene Ontology annotation, molecular function: neurotransmitter receptor activity; extracellular ligand-gated monoatomic ion channel activity; transmembrane signaling receptor activity.